UCCGACGUACAGGCGCGGUUUUCGUGGACAUUUCACAAGUUAUCCGUUUGAAUGUGUGUUAAGUAAUAAUUGUCAACAUAGCGUUAAUAAAAAAGAAAUAGAGAGGGUUGAGAUGGGCCUUUGCGCUCCUAGCAAAGUCAGCCAACAAGAAAGCCAAAAUGCUUUCAAAUUUAAUCAGUAGAUGGCAGCAAUAAGCUAUUACGGCUGAGUCAAUCCAACGAAGAAGACGAUUCAGAAAACAUGGCGGCGUCCUUGAGGAACGCAGGCAUCACGGGUCUCUUGAGUGCCUUGGCCAGGACUGGGUCAUUCUGCUCCUCUACUGGAUACAGAAGCCUACAUGUCACUGCAGUGUGUUGCAAGAACCGAGCUGCUCGUAUCCGAGUGGGGAAAGGAGAUAACCCUCUGGUCUACGAGCAGGCGAUUCAUCCUCAUCACAUCGGCCAUCGGAAAGGAUGGUUGUCACAGAAUACCAGUAACCUCCGAGGUGAAGAUGGAGCCGCUCAACGGACCGUAGAGGACAUGUUCAUCAGGAAGUUCAUGUUCGGGACCUUCCACGGCUGCCUGGCCAACGAGAUCGUGAUCAAACGCCGCGGCAACUUGCUCGUUGUGUGCGCCCUCGUGCUGCAGAGGUUCUCACCGCUCAGGUUCUACUUUUUAAUUGGAUAUUCUGAGUCUCUGCUGUCGCACUUCUACAAGUGUCCUGUCAAGUUAGAGAUUCAGACCCUGCAGCAAAAAGCUGUUUAUAAGUAUCUCUGAUGGAAACUGUGUCGUGCUACAUGCUACAUGAUUGACCAACUGCAGUUUCAAAUGAUGUCAUAUUAAAUUAUAACUUUGCUUCAAUCAACGUUGGUGCUCAGUGACCGACACCAUCUGUAUUCAGUUUUGCUUUGUUUUCUUUAUUAAACUGUAAAAAGUCAAGGAAAUAUUGUGUGUCAUAAAUUGAGUGUCUAAAAUUGUGCAACAUUUCAAUUCUAUUCAUAUAAAUAUUCCACUUUACUGUGGGCAAUAAUCUA
Molecule: messenger RNA, 1013 nt
Organism: Solea senegalensis (Senegalese sole)
Lineage: Eukaryota; Metazoa; Chordata; Actinopteri; Pleuronectiformes; Soleidae
Gene: mrps24
Product: mitochondrial ribosomal protein S24
Exons: 4
Coding region: 241-756 (171 amino acids)
Biological process (GO): translation
Cellular component (GO): mitochondrion
Source: RefSeq, a predicted model, not a curated record